Molecule: messenger RNA, 6609 nt
Organism: Aricia agestis (brown argus)
Lineage: Eukaryota; Metazoa; Arthropoda; Insecta; Lepidoptera; Lycaenidae
Product: HEAT repeat-containing protein 5B
Exons: 41
Coding region: 241-6372 (2043 amino acids)
Biological process (GO): retrograde transport, endosome to Golgi; endocytosis; intracellular protein localization
Cellular component (GO): endocytic vesicle; Golgi apparatus; membrane
Source: RefSeq, a predicted model, not a curated record
UUCAGUUCUACAAUUUCUGAAAUUUCUAUUUGUAGAAUGAAAACAAUUAAUUUUUAAUAAAUUGACCCAAAAACUAUUGAUUCUAGUUCUAAAGAAAACUUAGUUUAAGGUUUAGCAAAAAUAAGUGUAUUGAACUAAUCGUUAGAACGUGAAACAUACCUAUAAUUUAGCUCUAAUUUUAAGUUACUUUAAGUAUGUGGAUUGCUUAAUCUGAAACCAUCUAGUGAAGAUACAGUAAUCAUGGAGGUAUCCCACUCGCUGACGCUGAACGAGUCAGCGCUGCAGCAGCUGCCGGAGGACAAGAAACCUCACUUCAUAUUUGAGUGGCUCCGGUUUCUCGACAAAGUGCUUGUCGCUGCUCACAAGUCGGAUUUGAAAAACUGUCAGCAGAAGCUAGUAGCCCAGCUCGUGAGUCUUCUCCGUGAGAACCUCGGGCCACCUGCUCGGAGGCUGCUCGCGAGAUGCCUGGCCACCCUCUUCUCAGUUGGAGAUACUUUCCUCCUCUUCGACACUGUCAACAAGUGCAAUGAUAUCAUCAAACUGAAAGAUGACUCUCCUUCCUAUUUGCCGACAAGACUUGCUGCCAUCUGCUGUCUGGGCAGCAUGUACGAGAAGCUGGGCCGGAUGAUGGGCAGAUCAUACGAGGAGACGGUCACCACACUGGUGCGAUCCAUGAAGAGUGCGGAAUCCCAGACGCGGCUGGAGAUCAUGAAUACGUUGGGGAAGAUAUGUAUCGGCAUGGGCACUGCGGCUGGUACGUCUUUGCGAGAAGUGUCCCGGGCUGCCAAGACGUCUUUACUCAACGAGCGCACCAGCUCUGUGCGGGCAGCGGCUGCCAACGUGUUGAGACACAUGCUGCCGCUGCUGAAGCUGACUCCUGCUGACGUGGACGCUAUAGCGGCAGCGUGCUUGCGGGCUGCCCACCCCAGUGACUACAACUUGAGGUGUGCAGUAGCAGAGUUAUUAGGUGCACUGAUGGCGGCCACUCAAGCGGAGGAAACCAAUAAUAUCAACAGCAAGAGCAAAGUCGGAUUUCAAGCAGUUCAACAAAACAAGAAGGAAACGACCAAGAACAUAAUAUCGCUGGAGGAGGCUCUCAACAUACUGAUGGGGGCGUUUCUUAGGGGCGGUACUUCGUUUCUUAAGGGCGAAAUUAUAAAGUCGGGCUCCGGAGUCAACAGGGAGGUCCGGGUGUGCGUUACUUAUGCGUACGUGAUAUUCGUUCAGAACAUGGGCGGGGUGUGGUUAGAGCGAAACAUGACAACAUUCCUCACCCACGUGCUGGAUCUAGUGGCCAACCCCAAAGCGGCCAGCUCGCAUGUAGAUGCUGUUUACUCCAGGAAGUGUAUAAACUACAUCCUCCGCAACACUUUAGGCCGGAUGUUGGGUGAGAAGGCGCAGGCGGCGGCUUGCAGGGAGAUCAUACACAUCGUCGCACGACAGAUGAACACUAUUGACUUUAACCCCGAAAACGCCAAGGACUGUAAUCAGGAGACGCUGUUCAGUCAGCACCUGCUAGUGUGCGCACUGACAGAGGCGGGCGAGCUGUGCUUGCAGCUCGGCACCUCCGUUCAGAACCUCGUGUCGGACCAGUCCCUUAACAUGAUCGAUACUAUAUUCAUGGUGCUGGAACAUCCGUGCGCGGCCGCACGUCUCGCCGCAGCGGGUGCGGCGCGGCGGGCGUGCUCCGCGCUGCCCGCACUCACGACGCCGCUGAUAGACCGCGCCGCAGACGCGCUAGAUCGCGCCGCACCCACGCCGCACCGCGUCGCCGGUUACUCGGCUGCUCUCGCGGCCGUACUCGGCGCGGUGCGUCACUCGCCGCUCGGCGUGCCGCACGGGCGCGGCAAGAUCGCGUUCAACGCGGCCGAGCAGCUGCUGCGGUCGGCCGGCCAGAGCAGCCGCCUCACCGCCGCGCGCACCGCCGCCGGCUGGCUCAUCGUCGGCGCUAUAUGCACGCUGGGUGUGCCGGUAGUGCGAGGGCUGCUGCCGCGCAUGCUCCUGCUGUGGCGGAACAGUUUCCCGCGCUCCGCCAAGGAGCUCGAGUCGGAGAAAGCGCGCGGCGACGCUUUCACCUGGCAGGUGACCCUAGAGGGUCGAGCUGGUGCCCUCUCCGCGCUACACAGCCUGCUGGUCCACUGUCCGUCACUAGUCAACGGCGACGACACCGCCAAACGCCUGGCACAACCGAUAGAGGGCGCCAUCGCUGUGUUGACCAAUCUCGGAGGCGUGGUCCGCAACUACGGGGGCUCACUCAAAGCGGGUGCGGCGCUGCUGCGUCUACGUCUGUACCGCGCGUGCGCCGCGCUCGCGGGCGCGGGCGCCGCCCCCCCGCCCGCUGCGCCGCUACUACGGUUACUGGCGGCUGAGCUGGCGGGCGCGGCCGACCAGAGCGGCGCUACUGUCGCUACAGGUCUCCUGCGUACCGCCAUGCAUCCGCGAGACACCAUCUUACUGGGAGAGGAGGGCUGGAUCUACGAUACGGAUCACGCUGAAAUUGAGGAGCAGUUGAUAUCGCCGCUAAGCGCAAGCGGCUCCGCGGCGCUGGAACACGACCCUUGCUGUCUGUACACGAACCUCGCCGGCGCGCAGCCGCUAGGUGUCGCCGUCAUUGACGCCGCCGUCGCCCUCUUCCCGCAGGUGUUCUCGCGCGCCGCCAACAAGCACAGACAACAAAUGUUGGAACACUUCGUGGAAUGCGUGAAGAUGUCGAAGGGGGCGCGGCAGGAGGCGGUACAGAUCAACGUGUACACCGCGCUGCUGCUAGCAUUGAGGACGCUGGCGGAAGUCAAAAGCCCGCUCGGACAGGACGCAGUGAAAAACGCGGCCACGGAGAUUGUCGUGGCGGGCCUCUCAGCGAACAGCGUAAACGUGCGCGCCGCGGCCGCAGCGUGUGCGGGACGUCUAUGCGUGGCGGGCGUGGAUAUAUCGGAGCGUGUACUACAGUUAGCGCGUACGGCGCCCCGCCCUGCACGCGCCGCCGCCGCCGCUGCAGUCGGCGCGGUGCAGCGUGCGCGCGGCACCGCGUCGUCCGCAGCGGCGCUGCCCGUGUUGCGAGCGUUGGCACAGGAUAAUACAGCUAUUGAAGUACAGGUGUGGUCCGUCCACGCCCUCUCAGUGCUCGUGGACGCAUCGGGUCCGAUGUUCCGCAGCCACGUGGAGUCCACACUCAACCUGGCCCUCAAACUGCUGUUCACGUCGCCGCCGUGCCAGGAUGAUCUGCACCGCUGUAUCGGCCGACUGCUAGCAGCGUUGAUUACUGUCGUUGGCCCGGAGUUACAAGCGUGCAGCGGUGGCGCAGUGGGCCGUUUCGUGUGUGCGUGCGCGGCGCUGGCAGAGUGCGGGGGCGGCGCGCGCGCGGAGGCCAUCGGCUGUCUCCAGCAGUUGCAGAUGUUCGCGCCCGCACACCUCAACCUGCACACCCUGGUGCCGCAGUUAUGUCGUGACCUCUCCAGCUCGUCGCUGGCGGUGCGUCGCGCGGCGCUGUGCUGUCUCCGGCAGCUGGUACAGAAGGAGGCGGCCGACGUGUGCGAGUACGCCGCGCUAGCCGCCGACCACGUGCCGCCGAAGCCGUACUGCGGCGUGGGUAUCGGUGACAGCGGUCUAGCGGGCGCGUUAUUCGCGUACCUCGACACGGAGAGAGACGAGACGGCGUUGUCACACGCGCGCGACGCGCUCGCCGGUUGCGUGCUCGCCGCGCCGACAAGACAGCUGCGGCCGUGGCUCGCGCUCGCUAAACGCGUGCUCACUGUGAAACUUGAGGACAACAACAAUCCGGACGUAGAUUACGAAGAAGGUGACGAUGACCAAGCAGAGUUCCACGCGGAGUCGGAGCAGGCGACGCACCCCGCCAUACAGCCGCGGUGGAUGACCAGGGUAUUCGCAAUGGAAUGUAUCCAGAAGAUAAUGAGCGCGUGCGAGGCGACGGGUGACGUCGCUCACUUCGAUCUCAUGAAGGCGAGGGAAAAAUUGCAGACAGAUCAAGAUGGCGACUACCUGUCCCUGCACCUGGCGGAACUGGUGCGCAUGGCGUUCGUGGGCGCGACGGGCGAGUCGGACGCGCUGCGGCUGAGCGGGCUGCGCGCGCUGCAGCGUGUGGUGCGGGCGUUUGCACGCGCGCCCGACCCCGACAUGCACCCGCACCUGUUGCUGGAGCAGUACCAGGCGCAGGUGGGCGCGGCAUUGCGGCCCGCGUUCGCUGCGGAGACGGCGUCGCACGUGACCGCCGCGGCGUGCGACGUGUGCUCCGCGUGGAUCGGCUGCGGCGUCGCCCGGGACAUCAACGACCUACGCAGAGUUCACCAACUGCUUGUGACGAGUUUGGAUAAGUUAAACAAGAAAGGCAACACGACACUAAUCUAUAACGAGAGUAUGGCAACACUGGAGAAGCUGUCUAUUUUGAAAGCUUGGGCAGAGGUAUACAUAAUGGCGAUGGUGAGUAACGACAGUGCACCGGGCAGUUACGUCAAACAACUCGACGCGAAGCCAAUCAACAACCGAGCAGAAAUAGCCAAGUGGAGAAACCGUCUUUCGCAGAGCCGAGACAACGCGAACACGGCUGAUGAUGAUGACGAGUACGGAGAGUUCGAGUCGAAAGGGGAGAGUUUGCUGAAGCUAGUUGAGCCGGAGUUGGAGAGCUUGGGAGAGAAUUGGCUCGCUGCGCUAAGAGAUCAUGCGCUUUUGAGUCUACCACCUGAAUUCAGCUCUCAGCUACCACACGGGGGCGGGGCCUUCUACUGCGCGGAGACCGCCGAUGCGUCGCGGCCGCACUACGCGCGCGCCUGGCCGUCCCUGCUAUACGCCGCUGCGCUCCGCAACGCCGCGCGCGCCGCAGACACCACUAGCGAGGAGAAAACAGACAACGCGGUAGACAAUAGAACGACCAAGACUGAAAACGGCAAUUUCGAAUUUUUCGAACCGGUCGACGAAAGGUUCCAUUUGCUCUUCGGUAUCUGCAUGGAGGCCCUGUGCGCACAGCGCGACAUGACCGUAGAGAACACCAUCACGGUGCUCCUGUCACUCGUCACGCUACUCGACGCGCCCGAGAACAGAGCGAGGCUGUUGAAGGACAAAGCGCUAGCAAUAGAAUUGUGUCAAAUCAUCCACCGCACUGGGCUCACAUUGGACAGCGUGGAGGCGCUGGUUCUAGUGGCGGACGUGGUGGCGCUAGUGCUGCGCGGCGCUCGCGACCAGCUCACCGCCGCCAUGCACGCCAAGAUCAGAGAGCUAGCGCCGGACGAGUCGCCGGAGAACAUCCCGCAGUCCGUGCUCGAGGUGGUCCACACGCUGGGCGAGGGCGGGCCGACGGGGGACCUGCCCCCCGGCAAGUCGCUGGUGUUCGCUUGCCUCGAGGUGUGCGUGUGCCUGCUGGUGCGCCGCCUGCCGCGCCUCAGUCCUAUGAAGCAGGAGGGCACAGUGGGUGUGAUCGGCGUGAAGAAGGGUCUGGGUGUGCACGGAGACACGUUACUGGUCAAAACCCUCGGCUGCAUGGCGGAGCUGACCACGCUCACUAGUCCACAAGGCGCUCUGUCCGUUCUUCCGACUCUGUUAUACCUCGGCACGGAAGUUUUAUCCGGCGGGCCGGUCGCCGCGGAGGGGGGCGUGGCGUUGCUCGAGCGGUGCGGCGGCUGCAGCGCGGCGCGACUGUUGCCGCACACGCGCGCGCAGCACGACCGCCUGUUGCAGGCGACGCUGGCUAAACUUGUGGAGCGCGUCAAGUGCGAGGAGGCGGACCAGCGUCUAGACGGCGUGGUCGGCGCGCGCGCGAUGGCGGCGGUACUGCGUCACGCGCCGCUCACUGCCGCACUGCACUACCCCGCCGUCAACCACCUGAGACAGUGUCUAGACACCGCCGACAACGAGGUGUUCGCGGAAUGCUGCACCGUAGUCGGGGCGCUCUGGUCCGGCGGCGCGGCGUUGUGGGCGCGCGCGCUCGGCGCCCGCGUGCUCGCCCGCGCCGCGUCCGCACGCGCGCCCGCAGAUGCGGCGCACGUGCGUGCAGCGAUCGCGGCUGUCGGCGCACUGGAUAGACUGGUAGACGCUGUGCCGGAUAGUGAACAGGAUACAUAUUACAAAGGUAUCCAACUGCUAUGGAUGUUGGUGCCUAUCGUGAUAGGAUAUCUACGCGAGGGCUCUGCGCCGCCGCACGCGCGCACGCUACACGAUUUUGCGCUCGCGUGGCUCAUGCGCGUCGGACCUAGAUAUCCACAGGAGUUCAAAACGAUGAUGCAGCAGUCAUCCGAGCUACGGACGAAACUAGAGGGCGCUGUGAAGGCGAGCCAAUCAGCGCGCGCGCCCCGCCCGCAGCGCCCCGCCUACACCCGCCCACAACCUUCUAUACAACUCAAAACUGACUUCAGCGACUUUAGAUAAAUGAAAACGCCUAUCUAGCUUUCGGUGACCCGGGCCAGCUAAGAAGUAAUUUUAUGGUUUCCAAGUAUUGUCGCAUGAACACAUUCUCAUACUUCAUAGACUUCAUACACUUCAGCAACCAUAGAAAAACUACAACUCACACCGGUUUCGGUGACGGUGGCCGGAUUCACUGAAAGUAGGUCACUCGGGAGUAAUUUUAUAGUGCCCAAGUGUGUAUGCAAUACACAAGACUCCUUU